UACUUCACAAUAUCACACGCGCGCGUCGAACGCAAACUCAGCUCUUUUCCGCUUCCUUUGAGUUCCCGCCACAAACGCGCGAGUUCCUAAAACCCCCAAUUUUUCAUCAGCAAGCCCUAAAUCAUCCCCCGCAUUCCUAAUACAGACCUGGAAUUCCUCGACCUUAUCGUCAUUUUCCCUGUUGCAGAUAGCUCUUCAAUCUUCAGGCGAGUUCCACUUUCAAAUUUGUUCUUUUUUAGUUUUGGGUAGGAUUGGAGAAAUGGGAGUUUCUAGUUUCAUGCGCUGAUGUUAAACUAGUUACUUCUAAACUUAGUGUUUUUGCUUAAUAGUGAAUAGUUUCUCAGACACUGAAAAUUCAAGCCUCGUUUUGAAUUUAUGUUAGUUACUAUCUAAUGUAGCUGGAGAGGCUUGACCCAUUUGCACUGUCCAGGAAUGUGGACACUUGUGGGCGAUUGGCACUCAAGUUCCUAAAAUUUAUCUGAGGGAUAAUUAGAAGAGCUCGCCUAUCCAAAUAUCAUGUUAUUGGAGUAGAGAUCUCAGAUUCUUUCAUGAACGUAAUGAAAGUUAAGAGUGAAACUGAAGAUUUUGACUGCAACAGUGAUGAUUUUGGCUUAGACAAUGUGGUGUUGAAAUGGAUUAAGGAUAGAUGCGAAACAAAGAAAAGGAAACGCUUCAACUUUGUUGGUUUAAAUAAAGAAACGCUGGAAACCUGCUCUUCUGUGAAACUCGAGUCUCCAAACUUUCAGCACAAUGGCGACAUACACGAUGAACUUGAAGAUCCUCUUAUCGGUUGGAAAUCUGAACUUUUCAAGAAUAUCAAGAGUAGCGAUGAAGAUUUGCUUGAACUAAAUCGGGAUUGGCCUGCGCCUAUUGAUGUUAAAGUUGAGGUUCCUGAAAGUGAAACCGCUAAUGUAAAUAUUUUGAAGACUGACGUGCCUUAUCCUACAACGGAACCCCAAUACUGUUCUCUUAAUGAAGUGUCCUAUGAAUACACGGAAGAUUCUGAGACCAGGCUUGACGUGGGGCUUUCUGGUUGUGAAACAAAGGAACCUCAGUAUUGUUCUCUUAAUGAAGUGUCCUAUGAAUACACGGAAGAUUCUGAGACCAGGCUUGACAUGGGGCUUUCUGGUUGUGAAACAAAGGAACCUCAGUAUUGUUCUCUUAAUGAAGUGUCCUAUGAAUACAUGGAAGAUUCUGAGACCAGGCUUGACGUGGGGCUUUCUGGCGCUGAAACAAAGGAACGUCAGUAUUGUUCUCUUAAUGAAGUGUCCUAUGAAUAUAGGGAAAAUUUUGAGACCAAGUUUGAUGUAGGGGUUUCUAGUUGGGAGAUUGUUCAGGUACACAGUCCAGAAAAUAAUGCGUAUUUUGGCUUGUCUGGAUAUAGGAAAGAAGAUUAUACCAUCCAUCCUCUUUCCUAUGAUGUCUCCUCGGAACAGAUGUCUCCAAUAAAGGAUUAUAGCUGUGAUGUUUGUGAUAGCUGCCAAAAUGAGUCUCCCAAGCCAGAGAUGCCAUGGCAGACAAGCAGGGACAGUUUAAUUCUAAUUCUUGAGACAAAUAUUGCUUCUGAUACAGAAACGGGGGUCUCAUUGUCCCCCAUAAAAUGCAGUGUUUCAAAUGGGGUGUCUUUUGAAUCUACUGAAGAUGUUGCUCCUAAAUCUGGUGCUAGUUUUUCUAGUUGUGAGACUGUAAAGGUAGAUAGGCCGGAAAUGAUCAGCUAUCUAUGUUCAGACUUGCAAGAAUUUGGGAAAGACAGUUAUACUGUAGAUCCGCUAACCUAUGCUGUUCCCUCUGAAUUAGUAUCUCCUACCAAGGAUCAUUGUACUGAUUUGCAUGAUAGCUUUAAUUUUUCAGAGCACAAGAUGUCUUCACAGACCAGCAAUCGUGGCCGAGCUGAAAUGCCUGAGAUGGACACUGAUAAUUGCUUCCAAUGCUUGGAAACUAACAAUGAAGAUAGUGCGUGCUCCUUUGAGAGCAGAAGUACACAUUACUGGUCUUCUAAUAUUAGAAACAUUGUGGUCAGUCCUUCCACUGACAAUGGCUUGUAUUGGAGUUCAUCAUGCUUGAAACAUGAGAAACAUUCAGGCCUUGUUUCUGCUGAUUCUUCUUCAUCAAAGAAGCAACCCCAGUCACCAGCGCUUAUAGCUCGUAAUUACUUUGAUGCUUCUGGUAAGCCUUUAGCAUCACCAGCACCUCAGGAUUAUCAUCAAAUGAAGCAUCAGCAUAGUGCUGAAAGGGUUCUCUCAGGCAGAAAGGCCAUUUCUCCAACUUCUCGAGAGAGACUUUGUCGGGCUAUGAGAUUAACUGGGUUGGAUGAAAACGAGUGUCAUCAAUAUAAAGGAAAGCAGAGCCAUCAUAGGACUUUAAGAGCUCAAGGGCUUGACCAUAUCUGGAAGGAUGGAGUAGCUAUCAAGCCAACGUCAACCAUGAGAAAAGCAAAACAAGAUAAGAAAGAGUCCCCAAUGAAGGGCAGUCUAAAGGGUACUUAUCCUCCCCAGUGUCGUUCACAAAGCGUGAUAGCAUUUACACAGCGACAAAUGCAGGAUUUCCAAUCUUUAGCUAUGAAACUCACGACAGAGUUGAAGUCAAUGAAAAACCUUGUUAAGGGAAAAUUUCAGUCGGAGUCGGAGGCCUCUGUAGCUACAUCUGCAAAUGAAAAUGCUGAUGAAGUCAGGGUAGCCAUUGAAAACGCAACAAGAGCUGAAGAAUAUGCAAGAAGAUGGCUUUCUAUUUUGACAAGAGAUUGCAACCGCUUUUGUAAAAUCAUGAGUUUGACGGAGGAUAACACUGCUGCAUCUGACCGUGAAAUCAAAAAAGAAAGGAAGGUUUCUUUUGCUGAUGAAGCUGGUGGCAUGCCAAUGUAUUUUAAGAAUGACAGGCACAGCCCUUGGAAUUAGCUCACAUUUUUUGAGAGGUUUAAAAACGUAGAUUACCGGUUGAGUAGGCUCAAUCAUCUUUUACUUGUAUAUUUACAUCUUCAAAUUAAAUCACCAUGGCCAGGUAAAUUACUCACAGAACUUCCACUUUUCCACAAUCAAGAUUCCUAGAAGCGCCAUUGAUUGAACUAUAGAUGAAGUGGUAAAAGAAUUUUCUUCAAA
Molecule: messenger RNA, 3095 nt
Organism: Gossypium raimondii (Peruvian cotton)
Lineage: Eukaryota; Viridiplantae; Streptophyta; Magnoliopsida; Malvales; Malvaceae
Exons: 5
Coding region: 549-2894 (781 amino acids)
Source: RefSeq, a predicted model, not a curated record